UCGGUUAGUUGGUGAUCUUUCGCCGAGAGCGCAGCACGCAGCACGCACCGCCUUUCGCAGUCGAAGUUAGCAGGGAUUUUAAAAGUUGGAAACAACUUUUCGUAUCCCUCAGACCGUUUAGUGUGUGCUUCUAUUCUGGUAUUCUGCUAACUACAACCGUUUCUAACUCUUUUUACAUCCUUACGACCAUCCGAGUAUUCACACCGCAAAAAAUUGCAUAAUUACAAGUUUUUCAAAAUACUGUGCUGUGAGCGCGAAAAUAAAAGAGAAUUUAUUUCCGAGUCUGUUGAAUCAUCGCAUAUACACAGCUAUUCGUAUACAUAAAAUCAGUUUUCGUAGCCUUCGCGCCAUACACGUCAUAAACGAAAAACAUUACCGAAAUUUUCGCAUCCAAGCGAAAAAUAAAAUUAACCGUUGGAGAGUGUGAAAGAAAAGGGCCAAAAUGUCAAAGAAUGUCGGAAAGGGAGGCAAAGGCGAAUUCGAAUUCCCGCAGCCAGCGAAGAAGCAAACCUUCUCGCAAAUGAUCUACGAUCCACAGGAUGGAACAUUUUUCGGUCGAACCGGAAAAAAUUGGAGUCAGCUGCUGCUGUUCUACACGAUCUUCUAUAUCGUGCUGGCCGCUCUGUUCACCAUCUGCAUGCAGGGUCUUUUGUCCACUGUCAGCACUACGGAGCCUAAGUGGAAGCUGCACGACUCCCUGAUAGGCACUAAUCCCGGCCUGGGAUUCCGUCCCUUGAGCAAGCAGACCGAGCGUGGAUCGGUGAUCUCUUUCGAUGCCAAGAAGGAAGCCGAGAGUAAAUACUGGAUCGACCUAAUUGAUGAAUUUCUUCAGGACUACAACCACACCGAGGGUUCGGCGUUGAAGCAUUGUGGCUUCGGUCAGACCCACAAUGUCACAGAUAUUUGCCUGUUUAAUACUGAACUGUUUGGCAGCUGCUCGAGAGCCAAUGGCUACGGCUAUAAGACGAAACAGCCCUGCAUAUUCCUGAAGUUGAACAAAAUCUAUGGCUGGGUACCGGAUGUGUUUGACGAGCCGGAGAAGAGUAUGCCAGAAGAUCUGAGAAAGGUGAUUAACAACACGAAGAAGGAGGAGCGCCAGCAAAUCUGGGUGAGCUGCAACGGACACUUGAACAAGGAUAAAGAGAACUUUCAGGACAUCAGUUACUUCCCCAGCCAGGGAUUCCCUAGCUACUACUACCCGUUUAUGAGCCAGGUGGGCUACCUGAGUCCCCUGGUCGCCGUGCAGUUCAACUCGCCGCCAAAGGGCCAAAUGCUAGACGUCGAAUGCCGCGCCUGGGCCAAGAACAUCCGCUACAGCGGCAGUGCCCGCGAUCGCAUGGGGUCCGUGACCUUCCAGAUCAUUGUGGAUUAGGUCCGGAACACAGCCGCAUACUGGCCGAGGAUACGGCAACCGCAUCGGGUACCAACUACCACCUACCUUAAAGAAAUAUACACACAUGCAUAUAUAGAUAUAUAUGGAAGGAACUAAGACCUUAGGUUUUCAAAUGUAUUGUAUAUAUUUAUAUGAGAGGAAUGAUCCGACCGUCAAUUGAAAUCAAAACAUCUGGCCUAAAAUUAAAAUAGAAAAGUCCAACAUUUUCAAAUUAAAGUUCAAAUCGUACACAUGCAAUUGUUGUUAUAGCUUUUACCUUGUCUAUUGCUAUAAAUUAUUACUAUUAAUAUUAAUCUUAUUAUUUCAUUAUAAAUUCUUGUAAUUACGAUCAAUAUUUUUCGUCAGUUGUAUUUAGUUUUUAUUUAUAAAUGUUUAAACAUGUCCGAAAGUUUUUUGUUUCCCUCACAAGACCUAGGCUUGUUCAGUUUGUACAAAGAAGUAUAUAAAUAAAUUUAUUGAAUCGUGAAAAAUUAAA
This is a messenger RNA of Drosophila rhopaloa, 1868 nucleotides long. RefSeq names its product sodium/potassium-transporting ATPase subunit beta-1. The transcript has 4 exons. The record is from RefSeq and is a predicted model, not a curated record. The coding region runs from base 443 to 1372 and encodes 309 amino acids. Gene Ontology annotation, molecular function: ATPase activator activity. Gene Ontology annotation, cellular component: sodium:potassium-exchanging ATPase complex. Gene Ontology annotation, biological process: intracellular potassium ion homeostasis; intracellular sodium ion homeostasis; sodium ion export across plasma membrane. NCBI's taxonomy places the organism in Eukaryota, Metazoa, Arthropoda, Insecta, Diptera, Drosophilidae.